CCUGUACUGUGUCCGCAGUCUCUGGUCAUCUCCUGUACUGUGUCCGCAGUCUCUGGUCAUCUCCUGUACUGUGUCCGCAGUCUCUCUGGUCAUCUCCAAUACUGUGUCUGCAGUCUCCGGUCAUCUCCUGUACUAUGUCCGCGGUCUCUGGUCAUCUCCUGUACUAUGUCCACACUCUCUGGUCAUCUCCUGUACUAUGUCCGCAGUCUCUGGUCAUUUCCUGUACUAUGUCUGCAGUCUCUGGUCAUCUCCUGUAGUACAUCUGCAGUCUCUGGUCACCUCCUGUACUAUGUCCACAGUCUCUGGUCAUCUCCUGUACUAUGUCUGCAGUCUCUGGUCAUCUCCUGUACUAUGUUUGCAGUCUCUGGUCAUCUCCUGUAUAUGUCCGCAGUCUCUGGUCAUCUCCUGUACUAUGUCUGCAGUCUCUGGUCAUCUCCUGUAGUACAUCCACAGUCUCUGGUCAUUUCC
This is a messenger RNA of Staurois parvus, 468 nucleotides long. NCBI's taxonomy places the organism in Eukaryota, Metazoa, Chordata, Amphibia, Anura, Ranidae. The record is from the annotation of a GenBank genome assembly.